AGCGUCCGGCUGCCAUUGACUUCUCUUCGGCCUGCAAACCCCGCCUUUCCGGAGGCCGACCAGGGCCCUAACCGCCGCGCCCCGCCCCAACGCGCCGGGUUCCUCCCUCCGGGCCCUGCACGGAUUGGUCGUGACGGCCCCGCCUAGGCGCGGACUGCCCACGUAGGCCGGUCGGGACAGCGGCGGGGACGGCGUCUAGGCCAUGGCCGGCAGCCGCCGCCUGGAGCUGGCCGAGGCGCUGGCCCUGGGGCCUGGCUGGCGGCACGCGUGCCACGCGCUGCUCUACGCUCCCGAUCAGGGGCUGCUCUUCGGCCGCAUCCCGCUGCGCUACGCCGUGCUGAUGCAGAUGCGCUUCGAUGGGCGCCUGGGUUUUCCCGGCGGCUUCGUGGACGCGCGGGAUGGCAGCCUGGAGGACGGGCUGAACCGCGAGCUGCGCGAGGAGCUGGGAGAGGCGGUGGCCGCUUUCCGCGUGGAGCGCGCAGACUACCGCAGCUCGCACGCCGGGUCCGGGCCGCGUGUAGUGGCCCACUUCUACGCCAAGCGUCUGACGCCGGAGCAGCUGGCGGCAGUGGAGGCUGGCGCCCCGCACGCCAAAGACCACGGGCUGGAGGUGCUUGGCAUGGUGCGAGUACCCCUGUAUACUCUGCGGGAUGGUGUCGGAGGCCUUCCUGCCUUCCUGGAGAAUUCCUUUAUCGGUGCUGCACGAGAACAGCUGCUGGAAGCCCUCCAGGACUUGGGACUGCUGGACUCUGGCUCUAUUCCGAGCCUUAAGGUCCCAGCUCAUCACUAGACGCAGCCCUCCAAGGUCCCAUGGAGCCUGAGAUCAGGACCUUGGUACUAGGGAGGGAAGAAAAAGUCUAAUGUUUUCUCUUUUGGGAGUUGACAGAUGAUAACAGAUUAAAAGAAGUGUUCUGAGCAGAGGGUCCCCCCACCCCCCACCCCAAAACUUACCAUGUUAGGGGCAAAAAUCUGCAUGUCAUCCAAGGGGCCAGGGCAAUGCUCAGAGCCUGUUUCUUCCUAAUAAAUUUGCAAACACAGAGCCUGUCAGCCCCCAGCAGGCGGAUGCAUAGUUCUGCCCACUCCCAUCAUGUUCAGUUUAACCUGAAAAUGGCAUAGGUGGGGCCUGGCUUGUCAGUAUAGCCUUCUGGCUGGGGAGGGUCUUCCAGACUUAGGGAGGUCUCUUCCCACACUCUUUCAUGGCUUUUUGCCAGUGUCUAGCCCAGUUUAUGCUUGUUGGGGGAGGACCGAGAAGCAGAGGAGCUUCUUUGCCCCCUGAAAGUGGUCACAUCCUUGCUUGGGGGUGGCCAAAGCAGUUGGCCCCUGUAAAAUGAGAGAGUCCUAACUAAACCCUGACCAUUUCGUUCCACCUGAAACUGAGCAGAACUAGUGAGGAAGUGGCUCAGUCUCCUUGGUGUGACCUUAGACCUGAAACCUCUGAGUCCUGGUAUCUUCCUCCCUACCACCCCCACCCAACCCUUCAACUUUGGGCCCCUUGGCCUCUGGGAACUGACCCAGUCCCUGUCUAGCUCUGCCCUAUAAAAAAAGAGCCUCACAGGAAAGAAGGACUCUUCAAUUCUUUCAUUAAAUAUUUAUUGUGCACCUUUUAA
Choloepus didactylus (southern two-toed sloth) is the source of this 1607-nucleotide messenger RNA. It is a transcript of the gene NUDT16, whose product is annotated as nudix hydrolase 16. Lineage: Eukaryota; Metazoa; Chordata; Mammalia; Pilosa; Megalonychidae. The record is from RefSeq and is a predicted model, not a curated record. The coding region runs from base 203 to 790 and encodes 195 amino acids. Gene Ontology annotation, cellular component: nucleus. The transcript has 3 exons. Gene Ontology annotation, molecular function: snoRNA binding; phosphodiesterase decapping endonuclease activity. Gene Ontology annotation, biological process: mRNA catabolic process; sno(s)RNA catabolic process.